Anopheles aquasalis is the source of this 1809-nucleotide messenger RNA. RefSeq lists its product as uncharacterized. Gene Ontology annotation, cellular component: basement membrane. Gene Ontology annotation, molecular function: protein binding. Lineage: Eukaryota; Metazoa; Arthropoda; Insecta; Diptera; Culicidae. Gene Ontology annotation, biological process: cell-matrix adhesion. The record is from RefSeq and is a predicted model, not a curated record.
AUGAACACGGCACUACUGGCCGGUGUCGUUCUGUUGGUGGCGACGGUGUUCUCGCCCGUGCAGGGAGCGAUUGAUCCACCAUCGUGUGAUGCGUACGGCUGUACGUCGACGCUCCGGCAGGAGGAUUGUCCAAAGGGUCAGUUCUUGAUUUCGGGUGGUUCACUGAACGGUUGCUGCCCAGGGUGUCGCGGUGGCCGCGUGUACAUGGCCGUGUGUAACGACAACAUUCCUGAUCGUCGCUGUGCCCCCGGAUUGAAGUGUGGCGGUCGGAAGUGUAUUUACGAUCGUUCUACCUGUCUGCACACGUUGCAUCUCGAUAUGGAUCUGGUCGGUUGGGUACCGAAAUGCAACCUCGAUGGUACCUACGCGGCCAAACAGUGUCGCGGUGAUCGUCUAUCGGGUCGUUGCUUCUGCUACAGUGACGAUGGUAAGCGGAUCUUCGGAUGGGAUUGGUAUCGGAACACCGAGCGGAUGACAUGUGCUUGCAGCCGACGACGCGAUACGCUCGAGAGGGAGGGUCGGUUCGAUGUGACCCUUCACUGUACGCAGAACGGAAACUACGAAGAGUUGCAGUGCGAUUCGGGAUUGUGCUGGUGUGCGGACGAGUUCACCGGAAGCGUACAGCUAGGGACGACGGUUGUACACGAAAGCCUCUGGACACUGCUACCAUGCUAUAACAGCACGCUGCACGGUGAGACGUAUUUGCGACAGUGCGAGAGUGCCGCCUAUGCCCAGAAGAUGAUCCUCAAGAAGUUCUACACACGCGGUACGAUUGGGGUGACGUUCAACGAGAUUCGCUGCGAUUACGAUGGCGCCUACGGUCGCUUCAAGGUGGAGAAUGGAGUAGUCUUCUGUACGUGGCGCGAUGGCAAAAAAAUCGGUUCGUUCCAGGUCCGGUCCAGCAUGAUGUCCGGGGUGAACUGCUAUUGUGCCCGUGAUACGAUCAUCUUUCGCGAGGAGGGUAUCCCUUUUACGCUGGCCUGCGGUGGCAACGGAAACUACGAGUACUCGCAGGAUCAGAACGGGAAGCUGUUCUGUGUCGACAGCGAUGGGUUCGUGGUGACAACGGAGGUCGCACCGAACGAAGCGUGCGACAAGUUCAUCUAUAACUCCAACUUCUACGACGAGGAAUAGGGCACUCCAGAAGCUGGAACGUUGGCAAAACCCCUCUAAUAACCUAUCGGAUGUCAAAGCAACACGGUGGAGCUAGUAAAUCGUUUUCACCAUGACCACCCUGACCAUUUUGUAGUUCCCGGAACACUCACGUGGCACGAAAGGGAGUAUUGAGCAAUUUCUCUGGAAAACACUGCAACAAAACAUUCCAACCCAGAAGCCUCACGAAGUUGGUGACCUUAUGGUGACCAAGAACCUGUUCCACUUUAUUCGUCAACCACCACGCGCGAAUGGGCACCUCGAGGUCGUAAAUCUUUCUCGCCUAUUGCCCCUGUUAAAGGCGAGUCGCCAAACCUCUCUCUCCCCCUCUUUGCAACAGCCACUACCAAGAGUAGUGUACUGGCCGAAAAGGUUAGCUCGAACCCAAUUGACCGAGGCGGUGGCGGUGCUUUUGCUCGUAAUUCUAUCUGGCCACGGGGUAUCGAUUUCCAGUAACAAUCGCCCAACAAGUCCUGACCACCCAGGCAGAGGCAGAGAGAGAGAGAGAGCGGAGGAGGAAAGGGAACAUAACAAUAUGUCAACUUAGAAAGGUUUCAUUUUGCAGGGAUUUCCAGUAAUUGUUUGUAGCGCAGCGCAGCGGUUCUAUGCGAUACGGGAUUAUUCCGGAGAAUUCUAUUCACCCCCCGGUAACGAGAC